UGUGAGGAGAGAGCAGCAUGUGGAGGAGGAGGUAGAGGAGGAGGAGGAGGGGAAGAGAUAAGUGAUCUAAAGGGGAGACGAUAGGACAAAAAAAAAAGUGAUGAUGAUGAAUACAUUGGAAAGUUUUUUGGCCCCGGCGAGGGUGUCAGAUUGAAUGGAGCUGUGCGCAUGUGCAAAGGUGUCCAAACUGACAAUGCUGGUGAGAUGAAGAUAGUGUUGUUGCUGCUUCUGGGCUCACGGUGGACGACGAGAGGAAUCUACAAGGCGACAAGAUGAGAUCCAAGGCGAGGGCGAGAAAACUGGCCAAAAAUGACAGCGAGCCAGUGGACAGCAUGUACGACACAGAGGCCGACCUUCCGGGCUUGGCGGCCGGCGGCACUUGCACUGACAGUCCUGAAGACGACGCAGAGGAUGGCAUCAUGAACAUGUCUCCCCUGGCCUCACCGAGCCCCUCCCACCCGAACAACCACCACCUGCUGCUGCACCCCCACAUGUACAACACCCACCAUCACCUCCUCAACAACAACAGCAGCAGCAAUGACCAGGACUUCACCACGCCCAAGGAAGGCUCACCCUACGAGGCACCAGUCUACAUUCCCGACGACAUUCCGAUUCCCGCCGAUCUGGAGCUGCGGGAGUCAUCGGUACCGGGUGCCGGCUUGGGCGUUUGGGCCAAGACCCGUAUCAGAGUCGGUGAGAGGUUCGGUCUGCACAGCAAAGGCAGCUCCUUCGGAUGGGAGAUGAUGAAUGACCACGACGAUUCCUCCCCUGACAGCUGCGUCAAAAAGGUGGUGGACGACAUGGGCAACAUCAAGUUUGCUCUGGACACGGGCCCGGACAGCCCUAGCAACAGCUGGCUCAAGUAUGUCCGCUCCGCCCCUUCGUUUGAGGAGCAGAAUCUUGUCGCCUGCCACCUCACUGGAGACCAGAUUUAUUACAAAGCUGUCCGAGACAUAGAUGCAGGGGAGGAGCUUUUAGUUUAUAUGAAGGACGGCAUUUUCCCGGAGGGAUCCAUGGCACCCAACUUGCAAGAUGAGCAGGUGUAUCGCUGUGAAGACUGUGACGAAUUGUUCUCAUCAACUCUCGAGUUGCGGCGACACCAAAAAUAUUCCUGCUCUAGUGCGGGCUCCAUCUUUGACACCCUCAGAGAAGACUUCAAACAGGAGCGGGAGGACAGCGAUGAGCCCGUCCACGAGUGUAAAGACUGUGAGAAGAUCUUUCCAAACGAGUACAGUCUGGGCCAGCACAUGAUAGUCCACACAGAAGAACGGGAGUACAAGUGUGACCAGUGUCCCAAAGCUUUCAACUGGAAGUCCAACCUCAUUCGUCACCAGAUGUCACAUGACAGCGGCAAGCGCUUUGAGUGUGAAAAUUGUGAUAAGGUACAGCAAACCCGGCACGUCUUCACAGAUCCCAGCAAUCUCCAGCGUCACAUCCGCUCCCAACACGUGGGGGCUCGAGCUCACACUUGUCCCGAGUGUGGCAAGACCUUUGCCACUUCGUCAGGCCUCAAACAGCAUAAGCACAUCCACAGCAGUGUCAAACCUUUUAUCUGCCCUGAUGGGCUGCAUCUUCUUGUACCCCCAGGUGAGGUGUGCCACAAAUCCUACACCCAGUUCUCCAACCUCUGCCGCCACAAGCGUAUGCAUGCCGACUGCCGAACUCAGAUCAAGUGCAAGGACUGUGGCCAGUUGUUCAGCACUACCUCCUCCCUAAACAAGCACCGGCGCUUCUGCGAGGGCAAAAACCAUUACGGCUCUCCAACGGGAAUGUUCAAUCCUGGUAUUCCCAUGAGCUCCAGUCCAAUUAUGGCUAAGGCCAAGUCCCACCAUCCUCACCUUCCGGGUCUGAACCAGUCCGGUUUGGGCUUCCCCGACUACUUUCCGUCCAGACCUCAUCCUCAUGCUGGUUUGCCAUUCUCCCCAGGGCCCCACGGUUUCCCAUCCCUUCCGCAUGGUUUCCCAGGCAUCUUUCCUCCGUCACUGUAUCCACGACCGCCUCUAUUGCCGGCUAGUCCAAUGAUGAAGAUGCCCCUUGGCAACAGCACUCAAGAAGUCAAACUGCCUCAGAGUCCUCUAGAUGGCCCUCCAUUAUCCUUAGUUAGCUCAACAAAUAGUAAUGGUGGCAACGGUUUAAGUCUAACUGAGGACAAAGAUAGCGAGAGCAAACUAGAUUUGUCCUCUGGUGGAGAGGUAAAGACUAAAUCCAAGAUGGCAGACAUUUCAGAUGGCAGUGACCUGGAAGAUGUUAACACCACAAGUGGGACAGAUUUGGACACCACAACUGGUACGGUCUCAGGUGAUGGUUCUGACCUGGAGAGUGAUGGAGAUAGUGAACGUGAGCAUAACGGCAAAAGAAGAAAGCCGCCUGUGGUCCUAUCAAGGCAAGAUGGCCACCAGUUAGAGGAGGCAAACAGUGCUGUGAUUCCAGCGGUGUCUAAUUCAGGGAACCUCUCCAUCAACCGUCCCUUUUUUUCAUCAGUGUCAACCCAGCACUCUUUCUUCCCCCCACCUGAUGAGCAAGCACUGCCACCCACCACCGCGAAUGCUAACGUAGCCACCACCGAUUCCAUCAAAGCCAUUGCUUCUAUUGCUGAGAAAUAUUUUGGCCCCGGCUUGAUAGGUCUUCAUCAAGAGAAGAAGAUGGGUCCAUUGCCCUACCACUCCAUGUUCCCCUUCCAGUUCCUACCCAAUUUCCACAACUCCCUGUACCCCUUUAGCACUGAGCGAGGUGCCCUCACCUCUGGCCUGUUCUUUAAGGGAGAUCCCAAGUCGCCUCGUGAGCAGCUACAUAAGAUGGUUUCUGGUGCACUCGGCGCGCCUGUCCCCGCUGUAGAAUCACCAUUUGAUCUCAGUACAAAGCCCAAGGAGACCAAGUUAUCUCCUCCAACUCCAGUUAACCCCUCAAACCCAAACACAAAUACUGGCAGUAGCAUGGGCUCUUCAAUAAUAUCUGGCAGCGAGGAACAACCAUUAGACCUCAGUAUUAACAACAGAAGCCGAGGAAGUCACAACGGUAUGGCAGUCGAAGCGCAAAAUCAAAAGAACCACAUCUAUGGAAUUGGAAAGGGAGUGUCCAUCAAGGAUGAAAGUCCCAGUUUUCCAAUUCCUCACUCCCAGUCACUGCAUCAAUCCCCAAUUGUACCGCACCAACAGGCACAGCAACACCAACCACCUCCUCUGCACUACGCCAAACCUUCCGCUUUCUUCAUGGACCCAAUAUACAGCAGGGUGGAGAAAAGGAAGCUACUUGACCCUGUAGGAGCUUUGAAGGAGAAGUUCCUCAGGCCUUCACCGCAGCUAUUUCAUCCGCAGAUGUCUGCCAUGGAGAACAUGACAGAAAAACUGGAAAGCUUUGGUGCACUAAAACUGGACAUGCCGCCCAAUUCACUGCAACAUACGGCUCACCCACUCUUCAACUUCCGCUCCCCUCCCCCUUCUCUCUCGGAUGCCAUCCUCCGCAAGGGCAAGGAACGCUAUGCCUGCAGGUACUGUGGGAAAAUCUUUCCUCGCUCGGCAAACCUCACCAGACACUUGCGAACACACACGGGCGAACAGCCUUACAGGUGCAAGUACUGUGACCGCUCAUUCAGCAUCUCGUCCAACCUGCAACGCCACGUUCGCAACAUCCACAACAAGGAGAAACCCUUCAAGUGUCACCUGUGCAACCGCUGCUUCGGUCAGCAGACCAACCUCGACCGCCAUCUCAAGAAGCACGAGCAUGAGAACCUUCCUGUGAGCCAACAGUCUGGGAUGCUUUCCAACCUAGGAACCACCAUCUCCUCGCCAAACUCCGAGCCAGACAAUCAUGCACUUUUAGAUGAGAAGGAGGACUCGUACUUCUCCGAAAUCCGAAACUUCAUCUCCAACAGUGAGAUGAACCAGGCCUCCAGCUCCACGGACAAAAGAUCUGACCCGUCUGAGGAGGAGCACCCGAGCGGCCACAGGUCCAACUCCAAGAUGGCCCUCCAGGGGCUGGAGGAGGAGGAAGAGGAAGCAGAGGGGGAUGAUGAGGAAGAAGAGGAAGGCAGCCUGACUGAAAAGUCUCACGAUGAGGCUCCGGAAUCCCCGUCUCCAGUUGCAACACGUGCAUAUGAAGAGGAGGAGGACGAGGAAGAGACUACUCCAUUAUCUAUGAGCUACGAGCACUCUCGCAGGCUUAUGCAAUGAUGCUGUCUCUAUCCGACAACAACCCUUUGCACACGCCCUCCCAGAACUCCCUGGAUGCUUGGCUGGGCAUGGGAGGCGGAUCGUCUGAGACGAGCAACUUUCACCCGCUCAACCACAUCUAGACAAGAGAGAGAAAUGGAGAGGAGGUUGGUGUGGUAGAAGGUGGCAGGAACAGUAGUUUGAUUAGAGACACAAGUGGAGUGGACACAAGUCGUCAUGAAGAACGGAGAAUUCAGUGUGUGUGUGGGUGCGUGUGUGUGUGCGUGUGUGUGUGUGUGUGUGUGCGUGCGUGCGUGCGUGUGUGUGUGUGUGUGUGCGCGCGCGUGCGUGUUUUUGAGAAAGAGGCGGUAGACUAUAAGAAAGCACUGCUAAGCUCCUGUUGAUGUGAAGGACAUACAUGAUGAAUGCUUCUCGACAGCAUUGAAACUUUGCCGAUCAUCCCCCUAAGUGCGCUCAGUCUCACCUGGCGACAGCAGAGAGCUGACGUGACACUCUGGAGACACUUAAAUGACUCGUGUCACUAAAAGCUCUGUGUGUGAUGCCUGGAAGAAGAAAAAGAAGGAAAAAAAUCGCACUGCAGCGUUAAGACUACUUGGCCACAAGGGGGUGCUGUUUCUCACCAAGUGACAUUUGACUCCAGAUGAAACUCCACGCGGAUUGCGUGUCACCGACUGCAGAAUCAACGGGAGUGUUGAAAUGAACGAUAAAUACACACAGACUGAUUUUAAUGUGCACAGUAAAUUGAUUUUAGUGGAUUUACCAGCUUGAUCAUGCUGGCAAUCGUUCAGUCACACAUCAUUUCAUGUCACUCUUAAAUGUUUGCUUACUUUCCUCUUAGUUACCGCAGUAUUCUUUUGUUGUAGGCACCUUUGUGCUAAAUUAUUAAUAUAAUUAUUUUAGAGAAGGACCAAAAUUGUAUAAUAAUGUCACAUGGUGUAAAAAAUAACCUAGUUGUUCAUAGGGAUGGUGACACGUGCCAAAUAACCCAUAGAAAAUAUUUUGUUCUCUGACAAUCAUUUCAUUUCCACUUGCUCCAAUAUAUUUGAUUUCAGAAGCAUGUGUGUAUGUAGUAUUUAUUUUUUGCUUGUUCACUCAUUCUGUAUGAGGUGGUGGGUGCGAGAGUAAGGAAAAGUCCUCUGUCUUCAUUUUUUUCCUUUGGUUGCUGAAGGAAUAAACACCGGUGAGAGAUUGAGAAUCUCCAGUUUUGGUGUGCCAUAACGGAAACGAUCCAUGAAAUGUUAUUAUUUAUAGUGGAAGAUAGUUGUAGUUUUAGUGGCACUGUAAUGUCCUGCCGUGUUUAGUUUGCCUCUUGCUUCAGUUCCAUUUCACCCGUAUUAAGUAUUAUUGUGGGGGGAGCCUUUGCCGUUAGUAUCACAAAAAGAUAUUACCAACCUUUAUAAGACAGAUAGAAUCUGUCAGGAUUUGAUAAGAACAUGUAAUUGUAAUGUAGCCCAAAAGGCCUGGACCAUUUGUCCGACCUUAUUGGGGAAUGAGACUCAUGAAACCAGAAGAAGUAUCUAAAAUACAUUUACUGGCAUCACAAUUCUGCUAGUCGGUCGGUCGUUCAUGAAUAAAAUUUUUCUUUUAAUCAAUGGUGGCCCGACCGGAUGCUCUCCUGUUCUUCUCCUGGCGUCAAACUCAUUCCAUAAAUUAGCAGGAGGACAUGACUUCUUUUGGACUGUAGAUAGCUGUAGAUAGACAUCACGGGAGGCGUUUCUCGUCAUCCUCAAACUCGGCCUGAUGUAUUUUUCAAGCUAGCACUUAAUGAAACCACAUGGGUCCAAGCCAUACCCUGAUCAGGCUUAGGUCUCGACGACAGGACAGAAGGAACACUGUACUUUUCUUUGGCUACACAUGGACUGCUGCAUCAUCUCAUUUUUCUGAAGAUACAAGUCUCUUGUUUGAUAAAUCUCUUCAUUUAUUUACCUUUAUAAGAUGUAAAGAUGUGGGUCGUUUCUAUGUCGUGAUUCAUGUCAAGUCAUGGACUACUGUAGUAAGAAUGCGCUGUGUAAAGGCUUUGAAGGUAUUGAAGCAUUCCAUUUUUCCCACUUCAGAAAUUAUUCUGGCAGAUGGUCGUCAAGAUAUUGGAACGCGGUUGCUGUCCCCCUCCCACGCUCACUGUUACAGGAGACAAAAAAAUAGAUAUUGUUUCUUAUUGACUGUACAGUAUUUUAAAGAUGGAAAAUAUGGUGCAUUUGUCCGAAGGAAGAAAAAAAAAUAAUGGAAAAAUAUGGGUUUAAAUGGAUGGUGCUUGUUCGUUUGGAUCUGAGUUGUAUAUCGCCUAUGUUAUGUUUAUUGACAACUGACAACAAAAAAAUAUGAUAUUGUGCAUGACGUGUUUAGCGGUCAUAAUUAUGUCCAUUUGUGAAUUGUGUAUCAAAUCAAAAAAAGAUUAAAAAAAAAAAAUUUCGUAGAUGCACUUAUUGUAAAUGUGUUUAGGUUUAGUAAGUUUGACUUCAAGUUCUUGAUUGCCUUACACGUUGGGUGGGGCAAGUGGCUCUUAAAGAAAUAAAAGAAGACUUGUGGGAGAAGACAUAACAGGAAAAAAAACAAUAAAGGAUUGUAGAAUAUUGAACAAUUCUGAAAUUGCAAUUCUUUUGAUGCUUGUGAUUAUUGAAGAUGUACUUUAGAAAAAUUUCAUUGAAAAGACAUGACUGAUGUUAAUUCUGUAGAAUAGCAAUGUAUACCAAAUGUAAUCUUUCCAAUGUUAUGAAGAAUUUAUACAUGAAAUUGAUAUGCAAUAAAACCGGUGUGCUUUUUAAAUGGA
Syngnathus typhle (broad-nosed pipefish) is the source of this 6936-nucleotide messenger RNA. RefSeq names its product PR domain containing 16 (gene prdm16). Gene Ontology annotation, cellular component: nucleus. The transcript is spliced from 16 exons. Lineage: Eukaryota; Metazoa; Chordata; Actinopteri; Syngnathiformes; Syngnathidae. Gene Ontology annotation, molecular function: protein binding. The coding region runs from base 273 to 4169 and encodes 1298 amino acids. The record is from RefSeq and is a predicted model, not a curated record.